UACAUUCGGCUCAUCCUCAUGUCGUUACCGAUCACUUGCUGAUAUUAUAUAACGCAAACGCUGUUUAGUUUAUAUUAGUUUUUAAGAAUUCACUUAUAAACUCUGCCAAAAUGAAUGAAGAAUUUAUAAUUGGAAGGAGUUUUGGAACAGCUGAUUAUAUCGUGUUUGGAGCUCUUAUAGCAAUAUCUAUAGCAAUAGGAAUAUUUUUCGCUAUCAAGGACAAGAGACACAAUACAUCAGUGAACUACUUUCUGGGCGACAGAAAAUUGAAGGCGCUUCCUCUCGGUUUAUCUUUCGUGGUGACAUUUCAAUCAUCAGUUAUAAUGCUAGGUUCUCCGGCUGAGGUGUAUGUGUAUGGACUGCAAUACGCUGUACAAGUUAUAGGAGUAAUGGCAUCAUUUUAUCUGGCAUCCUUAAUUGUCGUGCCGAUUUUCCAUCCGUUGAAUGUAACAAGUGUGUAUGAAUACUAUCAACUACGAUAUGGAACAAAAUCUGUCAGGUAUCUGGGCGUGGUUUUAGGUGUUUCCUACUAUACGUUAUACAUGGGUGUUGUUUUAUUUGGGACUGCAUUAGCGCUUCAGUCUACCACUGGGUUACCAAUUUGGAUAUCGAUCGUUACAUUUGCUGCAGCUGCGACUUUAUACACGUCUAUAGGAGGGAUAAAAGCCGUCAUAUGGACUGACGUGUUCCAGUCAUUUGUCAUGCUCGGUGGAAUCUUAGCAGUGAUCAUCAAAAGUACUGUAAGUGCUGGAGGACCUGCUAAAGUUGGCCAUAUAAGCAACGACCGCAUCAACUUAUUCAACUUUAACCCUGACCCAACGAUCAGACACACAUUCUGGACAUUAGUUAUUGGGACCAUUCCUCAGUUUUUCUACCCGGCAAUAACACAAGCAGGCGUUCAGCGCAUAAUGUCCACACCGCAUUCAAAUGUUGCCAGGAGAAUGUUGUAUAUUGCAGCUCCAAUCUAUUGUAUUGUAUGGGUAGUGGUAAUGUUCGAAGGACUAUCUGUAUUUGCAUAUUAUAGCUUAAGAGGUUGUGACCCUUUAGCGUCCGGUCAAAUAAGUAACCCAAAUCAGAUAAUACCAUUUACUAUACUUGAAAUGUUUCAUAAUCUUCACGGAAUGCCUGGUUUGUUUAUUGCAGCUCUUGCAGCUGCUUCUUUGAGCACUAUUUCGUCGGGAUUAAGUGGACUCGCGGCAGUCACAUGCGUCGAUAUAUUGAAAGUUCUUAAACCGGAUAUUAACGAUCAGAAAUCAACAAACAUAUCUAAACUUUUUGUUGUAAUGUAUGGAAUCAUUUCAGCAUCCGUCGCAUUUUUUCUGUCUAACGUAAAGGGUCCUCUAGGUGAAAUAUUGGCUGGUUUUACGGGGGCUGUAGCGGGACCUGAAACAGGAAUGUUUCUUGUUUCUGUAUUCUUUCGUCGAAGUCGACCAAAAGCCGUUUUCUUUGCCACAUGUGUAGGAUUAGUAGUAAGUUUAUGGUUAAUAUUUGGACAAACUUUCUCCUCAGAUUUAACAAGAACCCCCUACCUUCCUCUUGGACCUACGGACGAAUGUCCAACCAGUAAGAAAAAUGGGUCUUAUACUAUUUAUUUGGAAAAUACACAAACGAUCAAUACCUCUACAGUAUCAAUAGCAUGGUCAUCAGCUGCUUCUAAAGCAUUGGAAAGUAAGCAAUUGUCCGGAUUGAAAGUUUUUUAUUCGAUUUCUUAUAUGUAUUUUCACUUAAUUGGUACAAUUAUAACAAUAAUUGUGGCAGUAAUUGGAAGUAUUAUUCCCCUACCCAUACAGAAGCAAAGGGCAAUGGUAGAUGAAAGAUGUAUUCUCCCAUUAUCUAUAUUUAUUCCGUCUAUAUGUAGGAGGAUGUACAGGAGAAAAGAACAGGUCAAACUAAAUGGUUUUGUUGAAGACGAAAACGAAGAUAUGUUAAAAGAAGAAAAAAGCACAAGUAUCUAAGAGUAAUUGACAGUCAAGCUGUGAUAUUUCGUAACAAUAUCUAUAGAGAAAUUAAUUAAUCGUUUGGACAAUAUUCAAAGCAAGCCUUACAUUUAAGGGUGAUAUGAAUAAAGUUUGCACUAAAUUGCAUAAAAGAGAUAUAUUGAGUUAAGUACUGUUUUUAUAUUUUUUUCCAAACAAUCAACACUCGCCAUUACUAACUAUAUAUGCAACAGCAUUAAACAUGUUCUUCAACCUUGCUCCGUCCUCCAGAAACAAACAUCAGAUAAAUAUGUUUCAAUAAUUACUUGUAGCAUUUAAAGUACUAAUCCUAAUCACGGCAUAAAUGUCAGAGAACUGUUACUCCAUAACACUCUGAUUCCCUCGCAGACAUUUGACGGGUGUGUUAUUAUUUAUUCUUGCGUACCAGGCGGGGAAUUCCGGUAUUUUACCGGUGCUGGAAAAAUCCAUUUUACCUGGGGUGUAAGAUGGCUUUAAAUGUAAAUGUAUGGCUGUAAAUGACGUAUAACGAACUACAUAUUUGUAGACGAGAAUUGGAACCACUGCCUUACCCUUGCAUGAUCGUAAAAGGCUACUAAUAGGGUCUUAACACUUGGUUUUGCUUUAACUCUGUGAUUCCAGCAGGUAUGCAAAUUUUGAUUCCAUACCUCAUGUUUUUAUUUCGAUGUAAAUGAGAUGUGAAACCAAAAUUUGUAGUCCUGUUUGGCGCCAUAUAACCUUUACUAUAUUUGUGCGCCGUAAAACCCAAAUAAAUAAAUAAAUAAGUAGACGAUUUAUUUUGUAAUUUAUAGUUUAGUUGAAAAAACGGAAUAAAAAUCCAAUACCUUGA
Mercenaria mercenaria is the source of this 2784-nucleotide messenger RNA. Its product is annotated as sodium-coupled monocarboxylate transporter 2-like. Gene Ontology annotation, cellular component: membrane. The transcript has 2 exons. Gene Ontology annotation, molecular function: symporter activity. NCBI's taxonomy places the organism in Eukaryota, Metazoa, Mollusca, Bivalvia, Venerida, Veneridae. The record is from RefSeq and is a predicted model, not a curated record. Gene Ontology annotation, biological process: sodium ion transport; transmembrane transport. Bases 111 to 1955 code for a protein of 614 amino acids.